AUGACAAAGUGAAAUAACCCUAAAUCAUACCUUUUUUUAAAGCUUUUUUCACAAAAUAAUAAAAAUAAUAAAUAUAAAUAAACCAGAAAUGGCAGAAUUGAGAGAAAAAUGGAGUCUUAAAGGCACCACUGCACUUGUUACUGGUGGCUCCAAAGGCAUAGGGUAUGCUAUAGUGGAAGAAUUGGCAAAUUUUGGAGCAAGAGUAUAUACAUGUUCACGUAAUGAAAAUGAACUUCAACAAUGCCUUGAUAUUUGGAGAAAAAAAGGACUUAAAGUUGAAGGUUCUGUUUGUGACUUAUUAUCUCAUAUUGAACGUGAAAAACUUAUGAAGACUAUCGAAGAUGUAUUUGAUGGAAAGCUUAAUAUUUUGGUGAAUAAUGCAGGGGUGGUGAUAUAUAAAGAAGCUAAAGAUUUCACAAAAGAAGAUUAUAAUAUAAUUAUGGGAACUAAUUUUGAAGCUGCUUAUCAUUUAUCUCAAAUUGCUUAUCCAUUAUUGAAGGCUUCUCAAAAUGGAAAUAUUAUUUUUGUUUCUUCUAUUGCUGGAUUUUCAGCAUUACCCUCUCUUUCUCUUUAUUCCGCUUCUAAAGGUGCAAUAAAUCAAAUGACAAAGAACUUGGCAUGUGAAUGGGCCAAGGACAAUAUUAGGGUCAAUUCAGUUGCUCCAGCAGUCAUUUUAACCCCACUUAUUGAAACAGCAAUUAAGAAAAAUCCUCAACAAAAAGAAGAAAUUGAUAGUUUUGUUGUUAAGACUCCUUUGGGCCGGGCCGGAAAGCCCGAAGAAGUCUCAGCAGUAGUAGCUUUUCUUUGCUUCCCAGCUGCUUCUUAUAUUACGGGCCAAAUUAUAUGGGCCGAUGGUGGAUUUACAGCUAAUGGUGGGUUUUAACUUUGGGCUUUGUAAUCUAUUGGGCCUAUCAUGGGCCCAAUAUUAUUUAAACAAUUUCUAUGUCCAUGUGCUUGUGUUCUUCAACUACACACUUCCAUUUUCAUGUGUUUGUUAUUUGGGUACCUCAUCGAAAUUUCGUAAGUUUACGAGGUAAUUGUUUAGAUACAUGAUAAUUUUUUUAUAUUAUGAAUGUUAUCAGAUUUUGGUACGUUUAGAUAUAUGUAUUUCGUGAUACUUGGGGACAAAAAUAAUUGUAAUGUGUUUUAGAUAUAUCCAAGUGGAUUCGUUGGGAUACAUAGACAAAUUUCACCCGCCUCCCUCUCAUCUCGCACAUCACUCUGGUAUCCCAAGUACAUAUGAAUCACAUUAUUUAUAUACAGGUAUCUAGUGUGAUUGGCAUGUAUAUGAGAUACAUAGACAAAUCUCGCUUGCCACUCUUGUAUUAGUUGUUAUCUCAUGUACAUGUGAAUAAUGUCAAAUACAUAUAGAUACAUGUAUUCAGUGCAAUUAGCAUGUAUUUAGGAUACAUAAAUAAAUCUCGCUCAUUUCUCUUU
This is a messenger RNA of Solanum pennellii, 1437 nucleotides long. Its product is annotated as tropinone reductase 1. Gene Ontology annotation, molecular function: oxidoreductase activity. The transcript has 5 exons. Bases 89 to 883 code for a protein of 264 amino acids. NCBI's taxonomy places the organism in Eukaryota, Viridiplantae, Streptophyta, Magnoliopsida, Solanales, Solanaceae. The record is from RefSeq and is a predicted model, not a curated record.